AUGGAAGACGGAUCGGCCAGCCCCACAUCCUUGGCGGCUGGAACGGGCCAACCUUUUAUCGUUAGCGUGGACGACUUGAUGGACAACACACGAGGUGCGACGAAACAUCUCGAACGGUCAUGUCGACGUCUGGGAAUCACGGCCGCCACCGGCACCGCAGCCGAGCGAGGGGAGACACGUGCGAGGCUGGCGAUGCGGCUGCUCGGGGUAGACCGGGAGCCGGGCGCCGAUGACGUCCUGCACCAGCUGUCGGUCGCAAUGAAGAUGGCUUGGAGAAGCAGAGCAGCGAUGGAAUCCUGGGCAUCUGACAAGUUCGGCGACGGCUGGCGAAAUACAUGGAGAGCGACCGAGACCGUGGCGCGGGUCAUCGAGCGGCUGUUCGAGCAGCAGGGCGAGUUCGUCUCGCUCACGGGCGAGCCACUGCUCGUGGCGUCACUGGGAGCAUAUCCGACGUUCCACGUCAAGGGCUGCCUCGACCGCCUCAUGUCACACGACGAGCUCAAGAAGGCCGAUAAGCAGCAGUGCGUCGAGUACGGACUCGUCUGGUCGCCGACCGACUACGCACUCCCCGCGCUGCUCUCCUACGGCCUCUUCCCCAAUGACAGGCUCUUUGAGCUCUACCGAGCGCGCCUCGCUGCCACCAUCGAGCAGGCUUCUGCGGAGCAGACGAGGAAGAAGGGGCUCCUGCGCGGCCUGGCCAUCGGCGCCCAUGAGGUGGACGGACACGGCAUGGUCCUCCAGCCUUUUGCGAUCCAGGUCGCUGGGCACCGCGUCCCCUGCCACCUGGACAUACUGGUCAGCUACUGGCUCGGUCAAGGAAUCGCACAUGCCAGGUUCGAAGGCCGCAGGCGGGCGGGCGCCGCAGUACUGCAAGCAGCCGCGCCCGUUGGCGGACCAGAAGACGUCACAGCCUGCUAG
Diaporthe batatas is the source of this 918-nucleotide messenger RNA. RefSeq lists its product as uncharacterized. The transcript is spliced from 2 exons. The record is from RefSeq and is a predicted model, not a curated record. NCBI's taxonomy places the organism in Eukaryota, Fungi, Ascomycota, Sordariomycetes, Diaporthales, Diaporthaceae. The coding region runs from base 1 to 918 and encodes 305 amino acids.